Molecule: messenger RNA, 6861 nt
Organism: Salvia miltiorrhiza (redroot sage)
Lineage: Eukaryota; Viridiplantae; Streptophyta; Magnoliopsida; Lamiales; Lamiaceae
Product: chromatin modification-related protein EAF1 B-like
Exons: 23
Coding region: 419-6337 (1972 amino acids)
Cellular component (GO): NuA4 histone acetyltransferase complex
Source: RefSeq, a predicted model, not a curated record
AAUUAAAUAAAAAAGAAAAAUAAAUUGCAAAUCCUUUUAGAGAGAGAAAGUGAAGGAGCACGAAGACGAAAGAACGGACCUCUAAAACUCUAAAGCACAUUUUUACAUUAAAUUCUCACGCAGAACACACACUGGCAUAUACAUACACGUAUUUUGUCUAUCUAUCAACCUCCAUAUUCAUAUUUUUGGUAAUGCUUUGAUGAAUUUCACGUAAUCUAGGGCACAAAUAGUCCCUUUGCUUUGAGUUGAGGUACCUUGUGCAUCGAAAGAAAAACCCUAGAGCAGGACCAAAAUUCUGAGAGGCCUCACGUUUUACGAGCCCUAGAUUGCAAUUCGUUCCUGCCUAGUCGUAAUUCAGUAGGAGUUCUUUUCCAUGUUAAUGGUGGAGACCAUGUGUAACAGUUGAAGUGGGGAAUGCAUGGGAUGUAGUUCAGCAUCUGUUCGCAUAGUCAAUGCCGAAGUUGAUUCUAUGGGAGGUGUUGUUGAGGGCGGAGUUGGAAUUGCAAUCAAAUCUUCUCCGCAUAAAGUAGCAAUCGAGAAGGUUCAAGUGGAGCUCAGGCAAGAAUGUGGCGUUCGGGAUGAACGAAAAAGAGAAUUGGAUUUUCUUGAGAAGGGUGGAAAUCCCUUAGAUUAUAAUUUUGGGAUUGUUGCUUCAGUUAGUGUUCAGUCUACUUCAAUUACUGGCCAACAUCCUGACCAGUUUGUGACCAGUGAAGCAAAAGGCAGUCUUGCAUUUACAGCAUCACCUCAUGGAGACUCUGUUGAGAGUAGUGGUAGACCUGGGACAACUCCUUGUGAUCCCAAUAGUGCUGAUAAUCUCUUGUUAUUUGAUGCUGAAAAUGAAUUUUCUGAAGGUGGUAGGAGUUUGUUGCGUAGGAGUAGUGUUAUGCAAUCUGAACAAUCUUUACAAAUGGAUGGGGGUCUUAAAAGUCGGGAACAAGGGGAUUCAGCCACUUUUUCUCUUCCUAGAAAAGCAUACAAGAGAAGGAACAGAUCCCGACCCAAUCGUGAUGGAACUAGGUCGAGUUCUACUGAUGUAAAUCCUGCUCACGGGUUUCAUGGAGCUUCCCUACCUUCUCGUCAUGUCCCCAAGGAUGUUGAAGUAUUGACAUGUGAUGCAAAUAAUCAAAAUAUAAUGUCAAAUCUGAAUUCAAAGCCUACAAGUCCAGGUAAUGAUAUCCUUCCCAAGACUGUGGCAACAGAUUGUCAGGAUAUUGGGUUGGAUGAGUUGAAGUCUUCUAAAUCAACCAAGGACCAUAUACAAGGUGUUUCCUCGGUUACUCCAUCAGAUGUUAUUGCUUCUGAGAACCCGUUAAACGGUCAGCUUAACCAACAAUCACUUUUAGUGGUCGCAGACACUCUUAACCAGAUAGAUUCUAAUGGGCCUAAAGCAAUCCAGACUGUAGAAAUGACUUCUGCAGCCAUUGAGUGUCAACCAAGUGCAACUACUAUAAAGGUUGAGAAUCAAUCUACUUCAUGCCAGAUUAAUGGUUUUGGCAGAAAGAUAGGGGAUGAUACCAUGACUGACACUCAUAAUAAUGGCGCUUCCCAUGACAUAAAGCUUUUGGAUUCUGAGUCGUCUUGCACGCAGACCAGUCUAAGUAUUGAUGGGAACAAUGACAGUGAAAUGUGUACUGUAGUGAGAAAUCUUGAGUCUAAUGGGAAUCUUAAAAAUCAAACUCCACUAGAUGGGAUGACUGUUCCAGAAAGUGACAAGUUUGAAAAAGAAAUGAAAGAUACAGAAGGGAUUAACAGCUCUGCUUUUAUCAACAAGGAGUGCGCUUCUGCUUGUCAUAGUAAGCUGGAUAAGGAUUCUUUACUGCCCCCAAAGAAUGAAUUAGCUCAAGUGGAAUCUGCACUGGAAGACAAGGUGAAAGAUCAAUGUAUCAGUGAGGGCACGGAAGCUCCUAUCACCACUCAAUUAGAAUCUGGGUUGAAACCCACUGUUCCUUUGGUUGAUAAUCCUGGACAACCCAAAGAAACAUCUUCGGAUGUAAGGCAUCAGGAAACUUUUGAUCUCUCAAAAUCAGAGCUCCCUGACGUUGCAUUUUCAAAUAGGGUUUCUACUGUUUCCAUUGAGGCUCAAACUUCUCCUGGGUCAGACUCAAAAUUGACGAGCAAAAUUGAUGAAGAUUCAGUAUUGAAAGAAGCACAAAUUAUAGAGGCCAAACGCAAGAGAAUUGCAGAAUUGUCUGUUGUAACAUCUCCAGUAGAGAUUUGUCAGAAAUCUCAUUGGGAUUAUGUACUUGAAGAAAUGGCGUGGUUGGCUAAUGAUUUUGCACAGGAGCGUAUUUGGAAACUAGCUGCUGCCUCUCAAAUAUCUUACCGAGUUGCUGUCGCUUCUCGAUUAAGAAAACAAGGAAGCCGUUCUGGCUUGGAUGCAAAGAAAGUUGCCCAUUCCUUGGCUAAAGCCGUCAUGGAGUUCUGGCACUCUAUAGAGUUGCAAGUUCAAGAGACAAGCAAAGAACUGGAGCAGCAUUGCCGAAAAAAUGGGUCCCUUUCAAUCCGGUCUUAUGCAGUGAGUUUCUUGAAAUGUGAAAGACCAGAUGUUUUCAAUAACCAAGCAGAGGUGCCGCUAACACCAGAUAGAAUAUCUGACUCUGGAAUACUGGAUCUCUCUUGGGAGGAUAGUUUGACUGAAGAGAACCUUUUCUACACAGUACCCCCUGGAGCUGUAGAGGCCUACAGAAUGACAAUUGAUUCUCAUGUGUCUCAGUAUGAGAGAAUUGGGAGUUCUGCGCAAGAGGAAGUGGAGACAUCUGCUUGUGAUGCUGCAGCAGACUUUGAAUUUCAUGAUAAUGGGUAUGAUGAGGAUGAAGGAGAAACAAACAUUUAUAGCAUGCCGACGGCCUUUGAAGGUACCAAAUCUUCAAGAUAUGGCCAAAAGAAGCGGAAACAUUUAGUGCAAGCAUAUGGUGCAAGGCCAUAUGAACUGGGCUCUGAUCUGUUACCUAUGCAGUCUUCAGAAAAUAGAUUAGUAACUCCACAAUUUGCUAUACUGGCAAAACGGCCAGGCAGCAAUAUUAAUGUGUCAAUUCCUACAAAACGUAUGCGAACUGCUUCCAGGAGAGUUAUCAGUCCUUUUGGUGCUGGGGUAUCUGGAGGUAUUCAGGUUCCAAAUAAAACAGAUGCUUCAAGUUGUGAUACGAAUUCAUUUCAGGAUGAUCAGAGCACCCUACGUGGUGGAUUGGUCGUUCCAAAUAGCUUGGAAGUUGAGUCAGCUGGGGAAUUUGAAAAGCAAUUACCAUUUGACUCUGCUGAAGUAUCAACAAGACCUAAAAAGAAGAAAAAAGCAAAGCAUUUGAAUACCACAUAUGAACAGAGAUGGCCGGUUGAUUCAAGCUUUCAAAAUGAGCAGUUUCAUAGGGAUCUUUAUCAAAAGAGGACUGAGAUUCAUCAGCCUGAGUUAAAUGGAAAUAAUGGGCUACUGGGUCAACACAUUGCAAAGAAGCCGAAGCUUAUGCGGCAAUCACAAGAUAACUCUUUUGACAAUAUCCCACCAAGUGCUCUGUCUGUUCCUUCUCCAGUCGGUUCCCAAAUGAGUAAUAUGUCCAAUCCAAACCAGUUCAUUAAAAUGCUUGGUGGUCGGGACCGGGGCAGGAAACCUAAAUCUCUGAAGAUGCCUUCUGGGCAGGCGGGGGCAGGAAUUCCGUGGUCACUCUUUGAAGAUCAGGCCCUUGUUGUUCUCGCACAUGACCUUGGGCCCAACUGGGAGCUUGUAAGUGAUGCUUUUAAUAGCACUUUGCAUUUCAAGUAUAUAUUCCGCAAAGCUAAAGAAUGCAAGGAGCGGCAUAUAUGCUUGAUGGAUAGAAGUUCUGGAGAUGGGGCUGAUAGUGCUGAUGACUCUGGGUCUUCGCAACCUUAUCCAUCUACAUUACCUGGCAUUCCAAAGGGAAGUGCCAGACAGUUGUUUCAACGUUUACAGGGGCCAAUGGAAGAAGAUACCCUUAAAUCUCACUUUGAGCAGAUAAUUGUGAUUGGACAGAAACAACUUUAUCGGAAAACUCAGAAUGAUAACCAGGAUCCAAAGCAAUUCCAGCGGCCUCACAGCUCUCACGCAAUUGCUCUUUCUCAAGUUUGUCCAAAUAAUCCAAAUGGAGGCUCUGUUUUAACGCCUCUAGACCUGUGCGAUGCGAACUUUUCUGGGCCUGAUGUACUUCCUCUUGGGUAUCAAGGGGCACAUUCUAGUGGAUUGGCUAUUCCUAAUCAGAACACCAUGACUCAAAUGCUUCCGGCAUCUGGUGGCACUGCUGCAUUGCAGGGAGCCUCAAAUAUGAUGAUUGGCAAUAAUUUCUCAUCUUCACCGGCUCCACUUAAUACAUCUGCCAGGGAUGCUAGAUAUGGACUUCCCAGGUCAGGAUCAUUACCCGCUGAAGAACAUCAGAGGAUGCAUCUCUACAAUCAAAUGAUAACUGGUAGAAAUAUACCACAAUCCAGUAUCUCUGCUCCUGGAGCCGUUCCAGGAACUGAUCGUGGUGCUCGUAUGCUUUCGAGCGGCAAUGGCAUGGGUAUGAUGUCUGGUGCUAACCGGAACAUGCCUAUAGCAAGGCCUGGGGUGCAAGGAAUUCCUUCGCCAUCUAUGGUUAAUUCUGGCAGUGUGGUUUCCCCUGGUUUGUCAUCUGGAAAUAUGCACACUGGGGUAGGUGCUGGUCAGGGAAGCUCAAUGGUCAGACCUCGUGAAGCUUUGAACAUGCAGCGGCCUGGCCUGAGUCAAGAUCCACAGAGGCAAAUGAUGGCGUCUGACCUUCAGACGCCUGGCAACAGCCAAGGAGUGUCUCACUUUGGUGGAUUAAGUUCUUCUUUUACUAACCAGACGACUUCACCGCCUGUGUCAUCUUACCCUCUUCAUCAUCAGCCAUCCCAUCCGAUGUCUCCACAACAGCCUCAAGUUCUAAGUCCUCAUCAGUCACAUUUUCAAGGACAAGCAAAUCAUGCUCCCAACACCCAGCAGCAAGCCUAUGCAUAUCGCUUGGCCAAAGAGAGACAGCUGCAACAUCGUUUUCUGCAGCAACAGCAGCAGCAGCAGCAGCAGCAACAGCAACAGCAACAGCAACAGCAACAGUUUGCUUCAUCAAAUUCUAUGGUGUCACAUGUACCGUCACAGACUCAACUUCCUGUAUCGUCAUCUCCAAUGCAAAAUAGUCCACAAGUACAACCCCAAACAAGUUCUCCACCGGUGACAUCUACUCCUUCGAUGAAUGCAAUGCCUCAGCCCCAGCAGAAACAUCAAAUGCCAACUCAAGGAGUUUCACGAAAUGCUCAGUCUGGUGGCAGUGGGUUAAACAAUCAGACAGGUAAGCAGCGGGCAAGGCAACCACAUCAGUUUUCGCAGGCUAACAGGCAACAUCCUCAGCAGCGACAGCAGUUACAGGCUCAACAACAAGCUAAGGUUGUCAAGGGAGUUGGUAGGGGGAAUCUGAUGAUGCACCAGAAUAUCUCAACUGAUGCCGUCUUACCUAAUGGAGUUUCGACAAUUACUGGGAACCAAUGUUUGGAGAAAGCAGAACCUGCUGCCAACUCUAUGCAGAGUCAAGGUUCGUAUACUGGUUCAGCACAAAAUUCUGUGCAACCAUCAAGGCAAUACAUGGCUUCGCAAUCCAAUCAAAUUCAGAAAAAGAUGUAUCCCGGCCAAUCAUCCUCAUCAUUGAAACAUCCUCAACUGACGCCUCAGUCUGAUAAUAGCAAUCAAAAUCAUGGUCCUUCUGCUGCUCCUCCUGCUUCGUCUGCUCCCCAGCCGCCCAGUUCAUCUUUGGCUGUUACUGGGUCAAACAACCAAGCACCAUCUCACCAGAAGUUUGUGAAUCAAAAUCAACCGGCUCUUCAGAGACUGGGUCAACCAAAUCGGAAGAUUACUCCGGACCCAACAAGUAAUCCCCAAGGUAGAGAUUCUGAUGUCAAUCAUCAUCCAGCAAGCAGCUUUGCUGGAAUGGAUGCAAUGACAACAUUACCUCAGGUUUCUAACAGCGGUUCAAAUGCAGUUCCAGUUGCUUCACAAUCAAGUUCUCAUAAGUGGCAUCCUUCUGAACCAUUAGUGGAUGCGAAUGCAUUAAAUUCGCCCAAAAGCUUGGUCUCUAUGCCGUCUAACUCAAGUGAGCCUGUGCCGCAAGCAGGCCAAGGGCUUGGCCAGAGACCACCUUCCAGCUUGCCCAUAGCUAGGCAUGACACUAAUGCACCAAGGCAACAGCCGCAGCAAUCGCUACAGCCUCCCUCUCCGGUACCCCAACCUCAGCAGCACCAGCAGUCACUGCAGCCGCUACAUUCUCAGCAGCAGGCGCAGCUUCUCCAAGCAGGGAGUGGCAAUUUGUAUGGUAGGUCGAGUGACACUAGAUUGGAAUGAAUGAAGGCCACCCAACACAUAGGCGCGACAAAUAUUGGUCAUGCCCAUAUUGGGUCAACAUACCCUUGAGAUAGCAGUGUACAGAGAAGCUCGUGGGUAGCAAAAGGGUGAGGGGAAGAUGAUCACUGAUCGGUGGUAAGACUUCUCUACAAAUCGUAAAGAUGCUCAUCGAUCAAAUUCUUGUUAGUAUGCUGUGUAUAUUAUUUAGACAAGUAGGGAUAGGUGUACAGUGUGUUUCACAUCUCCGUUAGGUGCUGUCAAUUAUUUUUUGGUGCUCGUCUGAGGAGCUAAUGUUUUGGUGACGCCUGUGUAGAUCAGUCAUGUAUUAUUGGCCGCAAUGCGUAGGAGCUCGUUAAUAUCUUGCUUAUAUGGCCGAAGGCUAUGGAAAUUUUGUGAAUAUUAGUCUCUCCUUGUGUAUACACUAGGCCGCAAUUUGUCCAAAAUAGUCAUCAUCCUCUGUGCCUGCAGUUUCCCACCAACAAAACUGGUUAAUCUUAUUGGUCGUUGCACCAUUUGUUUGUUUA